CUACAACAUUGACGAUCCUUAUGUCGAAGCAUAUAACAGCAUGGCCAAAUCAGAGAUUGAUGAUAUAUUCGCGGGUUCGAGCAGUAAGGGAAAGUCAGAUGUGACUAAACCCAACGGAAAGAAGCUGCAAGAGGUCGGGAAGAAGAGCGAAAAGAAGGACAAGUCAGAUUUGACAAAGCCCAACGGAAAGAAUCUAGAUGAGAGCGGGAAAAAAAGCGUAAAGAAAAGUGGAAAGGUGGCAGAUGCACAACCCAACACAAAGUCAAAACGAAAAGCGCCUGAGACCGUUGUCGACCCAUCCAAAGCGCUAGAAACAGCAGCUUCCACUUCAGCCAAAAAGCAAAAGAAGGGUAAGAGUUCUACUAGUGGAAUAUCUGCUGAAGAUGAAGAGUUUCGGGAUUCAAGAGGGACCACUAGACGGAAAACCGAAGAUGGCUUUUCGAUCUAUUCCGAGAAAGAGCUGAAGUUGGAUCAAGGUGGAGAUACCAACGCAUGUCCAUUCGACUGUGACUGCUGUUUCUGAUUCGGUUUUUCGGAUCAAGUUGUACUUUUAAACGGCAUACUGUAUUAUAUCAAAUUCACUAAAUCUCCUGAUGCAUGAGACACAUCAUUCUCCACCCACGCACAUUCACUAAAUUCUGCCCUUCCCUUAUCACGAACCUCGUCAUUUCUCCCAAAACGAUGGUACGCUCAUUAGAAGGGCAAAGAGCAAUUUGUACAAUACAAGAAAUAGCCUGCUUUCGCUAUCACUCUCAGGGUCUUCAGCCCGAUGAGGAGUCAUAGAUAGUAGCUCGCAUACAUUCAAUUGAAAAUCGUAAUUGAUAU
Molecule: messenger RNA, 825 nt
Organism: Meira miltonrushii
Lineage: Eukaryota; Fungi; Basidiomycota; Exobasidiomycetes; Exobasidiales; Brachybasidiaceae
Product: DUF1764-domain-containing protein
Exons: 3
Coding region: 41-523 (160 amino acids)
Source: RefSeq, a predicted model, not a curated record